GCGGGAAGCUACCGCAGUCCGGGCCGCGCAGCGAGAGGAGAGGCGAAGCGAGGCGGGGCGGGGCCGAGCGCAACGGGAAGGGGAAGCCGCGCGGGCCGGGAGCCGCGCUGCGCCAGCCGGGCUGCAGCUGCCGCGCACCAAGCGCUGAGAUGGGGCUGGAGACUGAGAAGGCGGAUGUCCAGCUCUUCAUGGACGAGGACUCCUACAGCCGCCACAGCAGCGUAGAUUACGCCGACCCCGAGAAGUUCGUGGAUCCGGGCAGCGACCGAGAUCCCCACCGGCUCAACUCGCAUCUCAAGGUGGGAUUCGAGGAUGUGAUUGCAGAGCCCGUGUCUACGCACUCUUUAGACAAAGUGUGGAUCUGCAGCCACGCUCUCUUUGAAAUCAGCAAAUACGUGAUCUACAAGUUCCUGACGGUGUUCCUGGCCAUCCCCUUGGCUUUCGCUGCGGGAAUUCUCUUUGCCAUCCUCAGCUGUCUGCACAUCUGGAUUAUAAUGCCUUUUGUAAAGACCUGCCUAAUGGUCCUGCCUUCAGUGCAGACAAUAUGGAAGAGCGUGACAGAUGCUGUCAUUGCCCCAUUGUGUAGGAGCAUAGGACGCAGCUUCUCUUCUGUCAGCCUGCAACUGAGCCAUGACUGAAUACUUGGACCCCAGGUCCAGAGAUUUGGAUACUGUAAUACUUCUUUGUUGUUAUAACAUAAAGGCACUACUGUUCUGUUAAUUCCCCAAAUGUUCAAAUUAAGAAAGCUAUUAAGAUGGGCAACCACAUGUAGAAAUGUUUAUUUUCAGAUCUUUUCAAAUAAUGCUUUUCUAUAUUAAAAGCCAAGGAUUUCAUAUCUAACUUUAUAACCAGAAUUAUUCAGUAGGUUGGCAACACUUAAUUUUGAAGGCAGACAGUUCUUGCUUUAGUAUGUAAGUAUACAUUUUGUAAUGAUGAAUCUAUAAUGAUCAAGGGACAUUUCUCUCAAACACUACAGUAGUUUUGUGUACAACUGCUCAUAAAAAUAUGGAAUUUCUAAUUUUUCUUUUACUUUGGAAGUAAUACUUUUUAAACUACCUUUGCAGGUAAAGUCAUGGGGAUACUGAGAGAUAAGAUAAUACAAAGAUUCUAGAAAUUAUAGUAACAAAAGCAUACAGUGAUGAUAGGGGCUCUCAAAUAUGAUAAAACAAAUGUGAAAAUAGAUUCAUGAAAAUAUGUUCCUUUAAAUAGGGCAUAGUUAACCUACAGGCAUAUUUAACAAGAUGUUUCAAUUUACUGUAUAUUUUGUACUUAUUGUAAAUGUUACUCUAAUCAGAUUGCUUUAAAGAACUCAUUAUAUUUGUUAUCUUGUUGAGCUAAUAUAUAGGAGUAAAUGUAUCUUCCACAAGGAACUUCACUGGAGAGAUUGCACUGUCUUGAUUACAUAAGCAUAUGCAUCUUCUUUGGUAAUAGAAUGGAAAAGAGAGAUAUACAAGGCUUUUCUUUCUAACUUUUCCAAGCAAAAUCCUGAAGUGUUUUAUGGCUGACGUUUAUCUGGCUGUGAUCUUAAUACAAACCCAACUGAUAUUUCAUCUAGGAGAUGCUUUCUGUCUUGUAAUUAGAAAUUAAACCUGUAUUCUGCAUUCCUAUUAAUGUUUCACUUUACCUUCAAGUAAUAUUGCUGCUAUUUAAUAACAUUUUAAAAUAAAGGCUAUUUCUAAAACUUAAGUACAAUUUCAACUACAGUAAUUCAUGUAGUAAUUUCAGGAGAGUUGUCAAUUUACUGGGUCCAUGCUACUGAGCUACGUAUAUAUAAAUUAAAAACUAACAGCUGCAAACUUUCAAGAUGUUAUCUAGUAUGAGUCUUGUUACACAGUAUAAAAUUAUUCUUAUUAUUUUUGAACUGUAGAGUCCUAUGUCAGUGUUAUGAGUCACUGUUGUUUUAAAAAUCUCUAUUGCAAAAUGAUAGGCAUGUACAAAAGAUGUCUCUGAUGUGAGUGGUUAACUAUAAUUUGCAUAUCUUAAAAGUGUAUAAAUGCUCAAAUUUCAGAAUUACUAUUAGAACUUGGAUUAACAUUCCUUUGAAUAUCUUCACAGAGGACAACUCCUCAUUCAAUGAAGAUUAAUUUUAUUUUCCCAAAUUCUAAGGCUGGUGAAUAUACAGGAUGAUUGAACUGGAAUACUAUUGGGGACCAAAGCAAAUGAAUGAUCAGAUUAUGAAACUCAUAUCCUUUUUUUUUUGAAACUCAUAUCCUUUUGAAGGUAGCUACAAAAGAGAUUUUUCAAAGCUGCCUUAGGCCAUUCAUCCUUAGAAAACACUCUCAUGAUCAUUAACUUCAAGCAUUACUACUCAUUUGACUAUAUAGAUGUUACUAUAUAGUUAGUUAAAAAGGUCAAUAAGUCUCAUGACUUUAUACCUUGUAUUUAAGAUGUUUUUUAAAAAUAUUUGGAUAUGUUGAUUGGGCAAAUGUAUUUGAUUAAUAAAAUAUCUAUUUAAAUAAAUCAUGAGCUUCUAUCUUCUAGUUAUUGGCAAGUUUUAAAGCCAAAAUAUAUACACAGUCAUAUAACAAAACCUAUUAACUUGCAAAAAGUAGAAAAUAUGAUUUCCUUAUUUCUGAAUAACAUUGAUCAUUUUCAAAAUAACUUUUUAUUGAGAUUUGCCAUUAACUAUUUUAUUUCAAAGAUUGAAAUUUUGUACCAAGUGAAUCCAGGUUUCAUGUGCAAAUAUGUUGGUUCUUUUAUUUGGGGGUGGGGAAGCGGUGGGUGAUGAUGGGACUUUCCCAGUAUCCAUAAUAAACUUUUAAAAAACUCAUAAAAUGUGUUUAUUGCUUUUACUACAUGUCAAACUCAUCAAUAAAGAACAUUUUAAAACUAA
Molecule: messenger RNA, 2833 nt
Organism: Mesoplodon densirostris (Blainville's beaked whale)
Lineage: Eukaryota; Metazoa; Chordata; Mammalia; Artiodactyla; Ziphiidae
Gene: CAV2
Product: caveolin 2
Exons: 3
Coding region: 150-638 (162 amino acids)
Biological process (GO): insulin receptor signaling pathway; caveola assembly; negative regulation of endothelial cell proliferation
Cellular component (GO): cytoplasmic vesicle; perinuclear region of cytoplasm; caveola
Molecular function (GO): molecular adaptor activity; protein kinase binding
Source: RefSeq, a predicted model, not a curated record